AGUAGCAGGUUAUGGAAUUCUGAGUGUGUGGCACAGGCUUUGCUUUGCUCUGGGGUAACCUGGAGGGCCUGGCAGCACCAUGGCAUAUGGAGCCACGCAUCCCCUGUUCUCCAGUCCUGGGAACUCCUGGGAAAGGGCUGUUUUUCUGGCAGAGAACAGGCAGCACCCGGGGAGUCCAGAAAGCCAGAAAGCACUGUGUGCAUGGUGGGAGCUGCAAGGAAAACAUUCAGGCUGGGUUUGGGUCACACCCCAGGGUGGUCAGUGCCCGUGGGACAGCAGUAUCUUCAUUGCCUGCUGCUUUCCUCUCCCACAGACGCUAUGCUGGGGCUGCCUACGCUCUGUUCCAAAGAUGCUUUCCCGCAGAAAACAAGUGCCAGGCAGCUCAGAGGGCUCCAGCCUCCGCCGCUGCCUCUCCACCGUGGACCUCAUUGCCCUGGGAGUGGGCAGCACCCUGGGGGCUGGGGUCUAUGUCCUGGCAGGGGAAGUGGCUAAGACCAGCUCUGGCCCGAGCAUCGUCCUUUCCUUCCUGAUUGCAGCUGUGGUGUCUGCCCUGGCAGGGCUGUGCUACGCCGAAUUCGGGGCCCGGGUGCCCCUGGCUGGGUCUGCCUAUCUCUACAGCUACAUGACCGUGGGCGAGCUGUGGGCUUUCGUCGCUGGGUGGAAUCUGCUGCUGUCCUACAUCAUCGGUACUGCCAGUGUUGCCCGGGCCUGGAGUGCUACCUUCGACCAGCUCCUCGGCAAGAAGAUGGGGAGGUUUUUGGGUGCUCAUGCGGCCAUGAGCUCUGUGGGGCUGGCAGAGCACCCAGAUGCCUUUGCUGCUGGCCUGGUGGUCCUGCUGGCAGGGCUUCUUUCCUUUGGAGUGAAGGAGUCCACCAUGGUCAACAAAGCUUUCACAGCUCUCAACGUGCUCAUCCUCCUCUUCAUCACAGUGAGUGGCUUCAUCAAAGGUGACCUGAGCAACUGGAAGCUCAGGGAGGACGACCUGCCACGGGCAGCUUCCCAUGAGAAUGGGAACCAGUCCAUGGCCAACAACAUGACCAGUGCCUUUGGGGUGGGAGGCUUCAUGCCCUAUGGUUUCACUGGGACCUUGGCUGGAGCCUCUACCUGUUUCUAUGCCUUUGUUGGAUUUGACUGCAUUGCUACCACGGGAGAAGAAGUGAGGAACCCGCAGAGAUCCAUCCCCAUGGGCAUCAUCCUCUCCCUCCUCAUCUGCUUCCUGGCAUACUUUGGGGUGUCUGCCGCCCUCACCCUGAUGAUGCCCUACUACCUCCUGGACACCAUGAGCCCACUCCCAGUGGCUUUUCAGUAUGUUGGCUGGAGCAGUGCAAAGUACACUGUGGCUGCAGGGUCACUGUGUGCCCUGACAACCAGCCUCCUGGGCUCCAUGUUCCCCAUGCCACGGAUCCUGUAUGCAAUGGCUCGAGACGGGCUCCUCUUCAAACCCCUGGCCAAAGUUAGUCGCCGUCAGUGCCCGGUGGUGGCAACGCUGGUGUCUGGAGGAUUGGCAGCUCUCCUGGCCCUUCUCUUCAACCUGAAAGCCCUGGUGGACACGAUGUCCAUUGGCACACUGCUGGCCUACUCCAUGGUGGCUGGCUGUGUGCUGCUGCUCAGAUAUCGGCCUGGACCCAGCACUUGGGACAAUCCUGUGAGGAAGGUCCCAGCUGUGCAGCUCUGGUGGGACCACCUUGUCCGGCCACCCCUGCAUCCCACCCCACGUUCCUCCUCUGCAGUGGCCUGGGCUCUGACAGCCGUAGGUGCGCUCAGGAGUGAUGGAUGGGCUUUACAGGGACCCAGCGUGGGGGGCCCACGGGGGACAUCUCAGGCAGGUUCCUGCUCAGUGAAAACCACCCAGCAGGAUGCAGGAUCUGCCUGGCUCCUUCCUGCCCUCUCCCCAUUACCACACAGCUGGCUACCCCAAUGGGAUCUUGGGAAACCUCAAGCUUCUUCUGCUUCCCAGACUGGAGAGAAAAGUUAAACCCAUCAUGAAAAGACACCCAGCCCUGUCUCCCCGUUGUCCUUUGUCCCACCAUGGCAGCCUGGGUGCUGCAUCACAGGAGAGGGAUGGUCCUUGCCUGGGGAAGUGCUGCCCUGACACACUGCCGUGGUCCCUCCACAGCUGCCCUGGU
Molecule: messenger RNA, 2126 nt
Organism: Pseudopipra pipra
Lineage: Eukaryota; Metazoa; Chordata; Aves; Passeriformes; Pipridae
Product: cationic amino acid transporter 2-like
Exons: 8
Coding region: 80-1975 (631 amino acids)
Biological process (GO): L-ornithine transmembrane transport; L-arginine import across plasma membrane
Cellular component (GO): plasma membrane
Molecular function (GO): L-lysine transmembrane transporter activity; L-ornithine transmembrane transporter activity; L-arginine transmembrane transporter activity
Source: RefSeq, a predicted model, not a curated record